AUGGCCUCGCUCGGUGAAGACUUGCUUGGAGUCGUCAACAAGCUCCAGGAUCUUGUCUUCAACACAAUCGGCAAUGACUCGCUGGACUUGCCUCAGAUUGUCGUUGUAGGUUCCCAAUCAUCAGGAAAAUCGUCAGUACUGGAAAACAUCGUUGGUCGCGACUUUCUUCCAAGAGGCAGCGGCAUUGUCACUCGUCGACCUCUGAUCCUGCAACUCAUCAACGUCCCCAGCAACUCCGACAGACCCGAAGGCGAUGAGAUUCACGUGCCACACACUCCGGCCUCUGUCGCUGGCCAAGACGAGUGGGGAGAGUUCAACCAUAUCCCUGGCCGCCGCUUCUACGAUUUUGGUGAGGUCAAGAGAGAGAUUGAGAACGAGACGGCCAGAAUUGCUGGAAACAACAAGGGUAUCAACCGUCAGCCCAUCAACUUGAAGAUCUACUCGCCCCAUGUUCUUAGUCUGACUCUGGUCGAUUUGCCUGGUCUCACAAAGGUUCCCAUUGGCGACCAACCUGGCGAUAUCGAGAAGCAAACCCGCAACCUGAUCACCGAGUACAUCGCAAAGCCCAACAGUAUCAUUCUCGCUGUUUCUCCCGCAAACGUCGAUCUGGUCAACUCCGAGGCUCUCAAGCUUGCCCGUCAUGUCGACCCUAUGGGAAGACGUACCAUUGGUGUCUUGACCAAGCUGGACUUGAUGGAUCAUGGAACGAACGCCAUGGACAUUCUUUCUGGUCGCGUGUACCCCUUGAAGCUGGGUUUCAUUGGUGUUGUCAACCGCUCUCAGCAAGAUAUCCAAGGCAACAAGUCGCUCUCUGAUGCCCUCUCUGCCGAGAGAGACUUCUUCCGCACACACCCCGCCUACCGCAAUAUGGCCACCCGUUGCGGUACUCAAUACCUCGCAAAGAGCCUCAACACUACCUUGAUGGGUCACAUCCGCGAGCGAUUGCCAGACAUCAAGGCUCGUUUGAAUACUCUGAUGGGCCAGACUCAACAAGAACUGGCCAGCUACGGAGAUGUCGCCUUUGCCGGCAAGGAACACCGUGGCUCGCUUGUCUUGCAGCUUAUGACCCGUUUUGCUACUUCCUUCAUGUCAUCUAUCGACGGAACAUCUUCCGAAAUCUCGACCAAGGAGCUUUGCGGUGGUGCCAGGAUCUACUACAUCUUCAACUCUGUUUUCGGCAACUCUCUGGAGACUAUCGACCCAACAACCAAUCUCUCUGUUCUGGACAUUCGCACUGCGAUCCGUAACUCUACUGGUCCUCGUCCCAGUCUGUUCGUCCCCGAACUCGCUUUCGACCUCCUCGUGAAGCCUCAAAUUAAGCUGCUCGAGGUCCCCAGUCAGCGUUGUGUUGAGUUGGUUUACGAGGAGUUGAUCAAGAUCUGUCACAGUUGCGGCUCAUACGAAUUGUCGAGAUACCCUCGCCUACAAGCGAAGCUGAUCGAAGUUGUUUCUGACUUGCUCAGAGAAAGACUGGGCCCUUGCUCGCACUACGUCGAGUCGCUCAUCUCUAUUCAGCGCGCAUACAUCAACACCAACCACCCUAACUUCCUCGGCGCAGCAGCUGCCAUGAACUCUGUCAUUAACGAUAAACAAGAAAAGGAGAAGGCUCUGGCAGCCGCAGAAGAGAAGAGAAAGAAGGAAGAAAAGCGCAUGAAGGCUCUCAAUGGUGCUAACGGUGCUGGUGAACCUGAAGACGACCAAGAGAACGAUGCUGUUGCAGGCGGCAAGUCCGCAACCCUUCCUAUUCGCAGUCAUCUCAGCAAGGCCAGCCGUAGCAUGUCCCCCGCUGUUGGCCGCACUGGUGCGAGUGGCACAAAUGGCGCAAGAGCAGGCUCGCCGCCAAGAUUCGCAGGAGCUGGAGGUACUGCUAGGGACAGUUUCCUCAACUACUUCUUCGGCAAGGAUGGUGGUCUGCCGCCGUCAAACGGUCUUCCUGGCAACAGCAUGUCUUCCUCCAACCUUCCAGUUGGGAGCAGACACGUUAGUGCAAACAUUGAGCCUAGCUUCGCGGGUAGCAUUCGCAGAGGCGACACAAAACUCCCCGAGCGACCCUUGUCAUCGCACAUUUCCGUCCCUGGUGACUACGAGACAGAAGAGGCUGACAGUGGCUACGUAAGUCUUCCGUCUCCUUCUUCACAGAGCAAAGCUAACAAUAAUAUACAGCCACUAGCAGACGAAGGCCCAGCGCUCACCGAGCGGGAAGCUCUCGAGACCGAAUUGAUUCGUCGUCUGAUAUCAUCAUACUUCAACAUUGUACGAGAGACCAUUGCCGAUCAAGUUCCCAAAGCCGUCAUGCACUUGCUCGUCAACCACUCGAAGGAAGUUGUCCAGAACAGACUGGUCAGUGAGCUUUACAAGGAGGAGCUUUUCGGAGAACUCCUGUACGAGGACGAUGCCAUCAAGAGCGAGCGCGAAAAGUGCGAGAAAUUGCUUUCCACCUACAAGGAGGCUGCCAAGAUUAUCGGGGAGGUUUUGUAA
Messenger RNA from Aureobasidium melanogenum CBS 110374, 2478 nucleotides. Its product is annotated as dynamin-1. Gene Ontology annotation, molecular function: microtubule binding; GTPase activity; GTP binding. The coding region runs from base 1 to 2478 and encodes 825 amino acids. Gene Ontology annotation, cellular component: membrane; microtubule; cytoplasm. Lineage: Eukaryota; Fungi; Ascomycota; Dothideomycetes; Dothideales; Saccotheciaceae. Gene Ontology annotation, biological process: peroxisome fission; mitochondrial fission. The transcript is spliced from 3 exons. The record is from RefSeq and is a predicted model, not a curated record.